UACAACACUUCAAACUUAGAGUGGACACCCAGCAAAUAAGGUUCAUGUAACAAAACUCAAAUGGUAGUUUCUAAACUUGAGCGUGAUAAGAGAUUGAUUAAAAAAAAUGUCUAAUUGGUUGAUGAACAUAUUUAUGUAAAGGAGAAAGUUCUCUGACCAACACUUGGCUGACUGACUGCUGAAAACAAAAUCUUUUGGGAUCGACUGCUGAAACAAAUGUGUUUGGACAACACAUAGGUUUGAACUCAGAAACUACUGGCUCAACUCAUCAAAGAUGCAAUCUUGUUGGACUUCCCUUAUUUUUUCACAGAUUCCGAUUCUCAUCCAGCAACGUUGGUCGACUUAAACCCCCAACACCGAGCCGUGCACAGAGCAGCAGAGGAGAGCGUCAAGCUGGUGAGACCACGCGCGACAACCUGAGGGGAAAGACAAAAAAAAAAAAAGAAAGAAGAAAAAAAAAGAAGAAAAAAAAAGAACUAUCGGCAGGCGCACGCGCGAGGUUCGGGCAAAAAAAACGGUGUCACGCAAAAAGGUCCGCGGACUGCGAGUUGGGUAGGAGACAGUCAAAAAAAGGCAAAACCCUGACAAUUUCCACUAUCCUGACAGGAUUAGCACUCGAUUUGAGGUUUGACAAUGUAACUAUUGAGCUCGUUUGCGGAGCCUAAAUGGCUUCUUUGGAUUUACCGGUAUGUGGUGAGAUCGAAGCGCAGCGACCGCGACGUUUUAUUGAAGCAAGUGAACUAUUCUGGACGAAUUCGUCUAAAAACACAACGAAGGCAUGUUACCUUCACCCCAGGUGUGUUUGUCCACCUUGGUGACUGUGAGCACAAUGGCUGUGCUUGAUCUUUAUCUGCUGGAACAGAGCAUGCUGGGGCGUGGAAGUAGGGCUUGGCCGGCUACAUGGGCAUGCACAGCAGUGGCGCUUGGUGAUCUAGGCUUCCUGCUGGCACUUCGGUUUGUUUCAGCCGGCGUGGCGUCAGAGGCUCGUUCACCACGCCGUGCAUUUGCCAGCGCUCUCUGGUUCUUGUUUCUGUCCUUGCUGGAGCUCAAGCUUUUCUUUGUGUGCCAGAACUACAGAUAUGAACGCCGGCCAGCUGACCCAUUAGCACGCAAGACCCUCACUCUUCUGCUCUCCGUGGGACUGCCCUCGCUCUUUCUAGUACUGACGGGAGCUGAGCAUGUAACACCGGCACAUAGGAAGCAGGAAGUACGUGCCAGGCUUCUUUGGGUUGCACUAGACCUGCUAGAUGUGCUGGACCUGCAGGCUGGUUUGUGGGAGGAGGCUCAGAGUGGUGCAGUAGUCCCAUUAUGGGUUGAUGGUGUUGUAUUCUUCUACUGCUAUGUGCUGCUACUUCUUUUGCCCUGUGUCUCCCUCACCGAGCUGGCACUUCCAGGACUGAGGCGAGCACACAGGGAAGCUGUGUACCCCUGGCUAAGUCUGUUUGCCAUUAAUGUGAUGACACUGGGGCUGAGGGCUGUGGGUGUACUUUGGUACAGGGACCCAAGGAUAUCCACAGUGUUUGUGGGGAAGAAUGUGCUGGCACUGGCUGUCAAGCUAAGAUCAUCUUGGGAUAUGCACAGGAAUGGUAGCAGUGGGGGGCAGAGAGAAGGGGGUGAGGGAGGAGGAAGAAACCAGAGCUUAAGGAUGGAUGCAGAGCAGGUGGAGCAAGGACAGGGUGGUACAGCUCCAGCCACUCAGGACCACACACUCUUGCGCACUCAUGGCCAAAGCCAUACAAGGCUUGAUCAUGCUGACAGCUCCCUGGGGUCUGCCUACAUUUCACAGGAGCUCUAGAUGGACAGAUCAGCUACUAUGGAUGAGCAACAAUUACAGAUUUAUCUUUUGGUCACCAUUCAUUCUCUUCAGUCUGGAUUUGGCCAAAAAUAAAUAAUAACUCAUCUUGUGAGCACAUUUUCUACUACAACUGAGGGUUGUGUUUUGAUCCUGUUUAAUUCACGAUCAUACCUGGAGAGUCAUUUCCGCUAUUCAGUGCCUUUUCUAUACCACAAAACAUUUCAUUUAACUGCAAAAAAUUAUUUUGACUGUUUUCCAUGUUUAUUAAUAAAAAAACUAAAAAAAAAAGAAAAAAAAAACCAGUAUCAUUAACACAAUUUUAUUUUGUGUGUGAUUUUUUUAUUUAAAAUCUCACCACUUUCUUGGUGUAUUAUAGAGAUGGUAUUUGUCCAUUUCCAAUGCUGAUUUCCACCAUAUAGUGCUUUGACUAAAGAAACAUGAAGCCAGGCCUCUUUUUCAUAUUUACCAUCAUUUUCAUAUAAAGACAUUGAAUUCAGUGUGUUUGAAUUUUCUAUGGCAGUUAAAUACCAACACUCCUUUUCAUUUUUAAUAUUGCAAUGGUUUUAUCAUAAAAAGUUCCCACCAUAUAUGUCCCAAUUAGGCUAUAUUUCACAGAAUCGAUUUAAAAAUAUACAUAUUUUUUUAAUAACUAUGUGAGAUAACUAUUUAAUAUAUGAACCAUUAUGCUACUGCAAUGAUUAAUCUUACAUAUACCAAAGCCAAUCUUUUCUUCAUAUUUCAACCCUGUUAGGUCUGUGCUUCAUAACAACGAAGGACUUUAGACUUAACAAUUUAAUUAAAUAUUACAUGUUUUUUUAAAUGUUGAUUAUAAUAAAUAUCUGUUUCAUACACCAUUUGAAAUAAAUAAACAAACAAAAUAAAUAAAUAAAUCAAGGUUACAUAAGCAUGUUUCGGUUUUGCUAAUACAUUGAUUAAAAAACUGUUUUGAGUCUGUUAUUAGGUUAUUAAUAAUAUAAGAAGAUAAAAAUGCAUGCAAUUGAAACUGCAUUCACUCUUUUUUAUAAGCCCCAUAAAACACACAUGACCCUGAUAGACCAAUAGACACUUAAUAGGUUGUAAAAUUGAUGUAUUUGUAUGUUGGGGAUUUUUUAUUUUAUUUAUUUAUUUAUUUAUUUAUUUAUUUACAAUUUUAGGUUAUUCCAAGCCCCCAAAAGGACAUAACUCAAUGAAUUGUGUUUGUGAUUAAAACCCCCAGGGCUGUGAGCAUCAUGGGUACUAAGUAUGCAUAAAGAUAUAAAAGAGAAAUUGCACAAAUGGGUAUUCAGAAGACAGUCAUAGCUAAAGAGUUUUUCAUUAUUAUUACAAGAGGAAAAAACCUUUGGAUCCCUAUUUGAGACUAACACAAAACAUAUAAAUGAGAGAGAGCACCUUAA
Molecule: messenger RNA, 3189 nt
Organism: Silurus meridionalis
Lineage: Eukaryota; Metazoa; Chordata; Actinopteri; Siluriformes; Siluridae
Gene: tmem265
Product: transmembrane protein 265
Exons: 3
Coding region: 779-1795 (338 amino acids)
Source: RefSeq, a predicted model, not a curated record